Phyllostomus discolor (pale spear-nosed bat) is the source of this 1608-nucleotide messenger RNA. RefSeq names its product dynein light chain roadblock-type 1 (gene DYNLRB1). Bases 106 to 396 code for a protein of 96 amino acids. The record is from RefSeq and is a predicted model, not a curated record. Lineage: Eukaryota; Metazoa; Chordata; Mammalia; Chiroptera; Phyllostomidae. The transcript has 4 exons. Gene Ontology annotation, cellular component: cytoplasmic dynein complex; centrosome; cytoplasm. Gene Ontology annotation, molecular function: dynein intermediate chain binding. Gene Ontology annotation, biological process: microtubule-based movement.
UGGCUACUGAAGCUGUCCGUUUUGACGUAAUGUUUUGAGCAAGCGCAGAAAUUCCUUCGGACUGGGCUGUGCAGUGGAGACCCGGAGCUACCCGAUCGGUCCGAGAUGGCAGAGGUGGAGGAGACACUGAAGCGACUUCAGAGCCAGAAAGGAGUGCAGGGAAUCAUCGUGGUGAACACGGAAGGCAUCCCCAUCAAGAGCACCAUGGACAACCCCACCACCACCCAGUACGCCAACCUCAUGCACAACUUCAUCUUGAAGGCCCGGAGCACCGUGCGUGAAAUUGACCCCCAGAAUGACCUCACCUUCCUUCGAAUUCGCUCCAAGAAAAAUGAAAUUAUGGUUGCCCCAGAUAAAGACUAUUUCCUGAUUGUGAUUCAGAAUCCAACUGAAUAAGCCACUCUCUCGUGCUCCACGCAUCAUUCCUCCAUUCAGUGUCCCCAAGGAUAAUAGUGUUAAUCAUGUCGACUGACUGGCAGGUAGAAAUCACCUGAGAGCCCAUGCAGACCAAUCAAGUGACCACGGUGGGCUGCAGCUCCACCCCAUCCCACCAGAGUCAUCCCCUGCUGGCCGGCCCCCCCUGAGUUCCCAGGAGGGCCCUCUUGCCUCAAGUCCAGGUUUUGCAGCAAGAGCUUGUGAGAGGCCCACACCCCACUUCCUUCUAACCUUCAGUCCACUUUGUUGCCCUCGGAAAAGGCUGUUUUUCUUUGACUAAAAAUAACUGAAACUGGCCCCGCUGUGUAUCUUUAUAAACACUGGGUUGAAAGGGCCUCACUCCCCCGUGUCAUCCCGUGGUCUGAGGGCUGAGCCGGGUGCCGCCUCCAGCCUCGCUGCAGACGGGUCCUCGGCCUGGGAGGCCUGCUCCUCACUGCCCCCGUGGCCGCACUCACGCUCUGAGCCCGGUUUAUCGUUGGCACCCAGAUUUCUGGGUCUUGGGGUGAAAGAUGUUUUCUCUUACACUGCCUUGGGAAAGGACAGGAGUGAUACGUGUUGAGUGCCCAGAAUGUACCUGGUGUGUUAUGUGCCAUGGCUCAUACCAUCCUCAUGGAACCCUACGGAAGGUGUCAGAGCCAUCCUAAAAGGGGGGAAGUUGGGUCUAGGAAGGACUUGCCUGAGGUCUCACACCUGGGAGCACAGGCCUGCGGCUCCAGGCGUUCAGCUCUUUCUGCUCUACCUUCCCAGGAGAUCCUGGACGGUCCCACUCACCUGAGGGAGCUCAUCCUGGGUGCAUAUCCGCCUUCCCUUGGGUUCGUGCGUGGGGGUCCCAGGAGCUGCCCGCUGCUCUGGGAGGCUGUAGGCCACCCACCAUUCAGCAGCGCUCUGGGAUUUUCCUCCAGAAAUCAUGUGUUUAUUUUUUCAUUAGGGGCUUUUUGUUGUUGAUUUUUUGCCUUUUGCUUCUUCUUACAGAGGGAAAAGGUAUCUUGAAAUCCCUCUUCACUGUCCUCUCCCCAUAAGGAACCUUGUCUACAGUGUGAGUUCUUCCCUCUAGCAAAAUACUUUAAUAAAUUUUCCAGUGAAGUCUCCUGAAACAGUAUCAGAGAAGUAAAACAUGUACCCUUAGGAGCCUAGGGGUGUAUCGGGUUGGCCAAAAAGUCCAUAUGGUUUUUU